Messenger RNA from Cicer arietinum (chickpea), 1624 nucleotides. RefSeq lists its product as uncharacterized. The record is from RefSeq and is a predicted model, not a curated record. Gene Ontology annotation, biological process: response to stress. Gene Ontology annotation, cellular component: autophagosome; phagophore. NCBI's taxonomy places the organism in Eukaryota, Viridiplantae, Streptophyta, Magnoliopsida, Fabales, Fabaceae.
AUAAGCAGCUUCAUAAAGGAACUCAAUAAAACAAAAUAACAGUACAAAAAGGUAACAACAAUGGCAGGUCAAAAAUUGAUGGCACAGAUUAUGGGACCAACACGCCACUAAAGUUAACAAACAACAUUCAUCAAAAGCUAAUCAGGUAGAACCACCUUCGAAUUGGACAUUCAGGUACUGUACUGCCUAGUUAAUAUUCUAGCAAGUGUGGUAUGAUGACAAUGGAUGCAACAGGCAUAGCUUGGGUUUGUAAUAUAUACCAGAAGUUUGAGAAUAUGUUCCUGGAGUUGCAAGAUACAUUGUUUGAGGAAACUUUUCAAUACAUAGAGAAUCAAAUGGAGAUUGUUGGCGAAAGUGUUAAGAAGUUCUAUUCAGAUGUCAUGCAAGAAAUACUUCCUCAAUCUUCAUUUUCAGCCCCUGUAAUGUCUGUAGAACAAUAUACUGGUGCUGGAUUAACAAAGAAGUCAUUUCAAGCUUCCAGGGAAAUAACUAUUAGGGCUUACACCGAGCAAUCAACUGAGAACUCGAGUGUCAAUCACGAUAUCGGUAAUGAUGCAGUGUAUGCUGAAUCGUGUGGAAAACAAUGUGUUGAGAGCGCAGAAGUUAAAUCAAACCUUAGUAGUGAUGAAAAUCAACAAAAUAUGAAGAUGGUUGCAUCCAACACGACCACUGAAGUCGCUCUAUCAAAAACAGAUACAUGCAUUUCAUCACAAUCAUGUGAAAUCGCCAAUGUGAAUCAAAAUCAUGAAGCUACUGUUUCAAAGACAGAUUAUGCUGAAGUAACAAACUUUGCCUCUGUAGAAGAUUGUUGCAAUGAAAGUGAGAAUGCAAGUACUGAACAAAACUCCAAUGCUAUGGAAUUGGUUGAAUCAACUGAAGAGAACGAGAUAAAUACAAGUUAUUUCUCAAGUGACGCAUUUGAAGAUGCACAUGAGCUCUCUACGAUCGGAGCUAUGCAGCUUGACGAUUGUUCUCAUAGUACAAUCACUGUGUCUCAUCCAGAAUCAAGUAGUUUGGAUAUUGAAAAUUUUGAUGCUGCUAUGGAGAAAGACCACAAAAUCAUUCAUCAAGAUGAUGAGUUGCAGUUUGAUGAAACUUGUGUCAUGAUUACCAAAGAUGAAUAUCAGUCAGUUCCAGAGGCAAUAGUGAAUCUGAAGACUAGCAAGAAAAAGUGGAGGCAACCCUUUUCUUUGUCUAAGAAAUCUGCAAGGAAGCAAGAGUAUGAAGAGCUUGCAUUAUUAACUUUUGUGGAGCAUAAACAAAAAUCAUCGGCUGCAGAUAUCUCAGAAUCCGAGUGGGAACUUCUCUAAAUAUCACAGUGAUUAAGUUGCAGGUAGAGACUAGCGCGCAUAAGUACUCUCAGUGCAUCACCAAUAAUAACCGUUGGAUGUAUUAAAAUCUAACUUGUUUAUUAAAUACUAAUACAUAUCUAAUGGUUAUAAUUAGUGACGCACUGGAACAACUUGUGAAUUUUAGUCUCCACCUAAGUUACACUUAGUCCUUAUGCAGGAGAUUGAGAUACCUUUUUUAUAUUUGGAAAUGCUUUAUCAUGGAUAAGUACCUUGAUUUUUAUAUUAUUUUUUGUCUGCUUUUUUGUUAUUAAAAAUAAAUUAUUUAGAAAUAA